AUGGAUGACAUCUUUACGCAGUGUCGAGAAGGCAACGCGGUGGCUGUGCGCCUGUGGUUGGACAACACGGAAAACGACCUCAAUCAAGGUGACGACCAUGGCUUCAGCCCUCUGCACUGGGCGUGCCGGGAGGGCCGCUCCAGCGUGGUGGAUAUGCUCAUUAUGCGAGGCGCCCGCAUCAACGUCAUGAACCGCGGGGACGAUACGCCCCUGCACCUGGCUGCCAGUCACGGACAUCGCGACAUUCUGGGCAAGCUGAUUCAGUGCAAAGCAGACACCAAUGCUGCCAAUGAACACGGGAACACGCCACUGCAUUACGCCUGCUUCUGGGGCCAAGACCUGGUAGCAGAGGACCUCGUGAACAACGGGGCUCAGGUGAGCAUUUGUAACAAAUACGGGGAAACUCCUCUGGACAAAGCCAAACCUCACCUGCGAGAACUUCUAAAAGAAAAAGCUGAGAAAAUGGGACAGAAUCUGACCAAAAUCCCCUUCAAGGACACUUUUUGGAAAGGCACAACCAGAACUCGACCCCGCAAUGGUACUUUAAACAAACAUGCAGGCAUCGACUACAAACAGCUCUCUCUCCUGGCUAGAAUAAACGAGAAUCAGUCUGGAGAGUUGUGGCAAGGGCGCUGGCAAGGGAACGAAAUAGUUGUCAAAGUGCUGAAGGUCCGCGACUGGACCACGAGAAAAAGCCGAGACUUCAACGAGGAGUAUCCCAAACUCAGGAUCUUUUCCCAUCCUAAUGUCCUCCCUAUGUUGGGAGCUUGUCAGUCACCGCCAGCCCCACACCCUAUCAUCAUCACACACUGGAUGCCUUACGGCUCCCUUUACAACGUUCUGCAUGAGGGCACCAACUUUGUAGUGGACCAGACGCAAGCGGUGAAGUUCGCUCUGGACAUCGCGUGCGGGAUGGCCUUCUUGCACACGCUGGAGCCAAUGAUCCCGCGACACUAUCUGAACAGCAAGAGUAUCAUGAUCGAUGAAGACAUGACAGCCAGGAUCAGCAUGGCCGACGUCAAGUUUUCCUUUCAGUGUCCUGGCAGGAUGUACUCACCCGCUUGGGUUGCCCCUGAGGCCCUGCAGAAGAAACCAGAGGAGAUCAAUCGGCGGUCGGCCGACAUGUGGAGCUUUGCCGUGUUGCUCUGGGAGCUGGUCACCAGGGAGGUGCCAUUUGCAGACCUCUCCAAUAUGGAAAUAGGCAUGAAGGUUGCCUUGGAAGGCUUGAGGCCCACCAUUCCUCCCGGCAUCUCGCCACACAUCUGCAAGUUAAUGAAGAUCUGCAUGAAUGAGGAUCCAGCCAAGAGGCCCAAGUUUGACAUGAUUGUGCCUAUUCUAGAGAAAAUGCAGGACAAGUAA
Messenger RNA from Nerophis lumbriciformis (worm pipefish), 1359 nucleotides. The record is from RefSeq and is a predicted model, not a curated record. NCBI's taxonomy places the organism in Eukaryota, Metazoa, Chordata, Actinopteri, Syngnathiformes, Syngnathidae.